AUGGGCACGGGGAUAGAUUCUCUUCCCGCGGAACACUUCGAAUCGGUGGAAGGACGAAGAGGUGCUGGUGGUCUUGACGACGAGGAAGACGAAGAAGACCAAGACGAUCACGCGAGACAACGCGAUUGCUUGACCGUCGGUGCUUUCAUAUCACCGUACGAUGAAUACAUAGAUUGUCGCAAAUUUUGCAAGGUGAGCGACGGCGUAGACUAUCGUUAUUACGAUCGGGUGGGCCUGAUUCUGAACGAUCGUCGCAGCCGGCCCGGAGCAUACUGCAUGCCAAAUGAUGCGGCGGUUUGUAACACCAAUCAUCUCUCGCCCUUUAUAGCAAGCAUGGCUGGCGAUUUUUUCUCUCAGGCUGUACUUCGCAAAUGGAGAAAACAACGUCCUUCAAAUGUUCCAAAAACAGUGCUUUCAAUGACUAUGACAUUACCUUUAUUACUACCAGAAAUGUUUCAAGAAGCUUUACAUAUUAUACAGACUGAAGCUGGUAAACUUUCUAAUGAGUAUCCAGAUAUUUUACAAUUUAUGUCAUAUCUAAGACUUAACUGGUCAAAAAUGGUGUCAAGAAUCAGUACUUAUUGUUGUCCUGUGCGCACUAACAACAUAGUAGAAAGUUUCCAUAAUAUUGCUACACAGAAAUUGGGUACGAUGAAUAUUAAUAUUUGGGUUUUUCUAGAGAAGUUAUCACAUUUAAUUCCUGACCAGGAAUUAGAUUUACGUCGCUUAGAAAAUGGUAUUAAACCUCGACGACCUCGCACAGGGGCAAAUAGAGAAAAUGAUUCUAAAAUGAGACAUGCGCAAGAGGAUUUAGUUAAUGAAAGGUUGUCGUUAAAAGAAUUUCUACUAAUGUUUACCAUGCACAAUAACUUUGAAAUUGAAAAAAUGGCAUCAUUUGAAGACGCAGAAUUAACAUGUGAUCUUGAAAUAACUAGUGAUGAAAAUGCAAAUAUGGAGUUGUUUUCAGAAGAUAUAGGCGAUUUCUUACAAACAGGUUUCCUUAAGUUUAUCUUCAGAUAA
Messenger RNA from Harpegnathos saltator (Jerdon's jumping ant), 1020 nucleotides. RefSeq lists its product as uncharacterized. The coding region runs from base 1 to 1020 and encodes 339 amino acids. The record is from RefSeq and is a predicted model, not a curated record. Lineage: Eukaryota; Metazoa; Arthropoda; Insecta; Hymenoptera; Formicidae. The transcript is spliced from 6 exons.